ACAUCCAGGGGUGGCUUGGUCCCCCUUGUCCCCCCCUAAAAGCCCUGAGAUGCUCCCACCGAUGCCCACCACCAGCCUGGUGGCUCUCUGGAGGGUGCCUAAGCCUCCCCCAGGUGAUGCUGAGCCUUGAUCCUCUUAAAACCCAGCUCAUCCAGUGACAAGGUGCGCGGCGCGGGGGUGACCUUGUCGCAGGAGGGCUGCGCUGGAUUUCUCCGGGUCCUGGGAAAGCAUCUUCUCCCUCGCGCGUUUGCCCUGGAUUUCAGCUGUGCCGGUGGAGGGACAGGGGUAAAAAUCUGCCCGCACAGCCUCGGAGGAGCAAUUGAGCGGCCGUAACGUGAAGAGCUGAACUUCUGCCGUGCGUUUUCCUGGCGUUCAGCGUUAUUUAACCGCCGGGUCAAGGCGCAAACCACUGCUGAGCCGCACGUCGAGGAGGCACCGGGACUAUAAAUAGCGGGAUGGCGCGGCGCGACGGGCGCAAAGCCGCCAGCAAGUACAACUCGCAGUACCACAAGCUGUUCAAGGACAUCCCCACGGAGGAGAGCGUGCUGAAAGUUUGCUCCUGUGCGCUCCAGAGGGACAUCCUCAUCCAGGGACGGCUUUACAUCUCCCCCAACUGGCUCUGCUUCUACGCGAACCUUUUCGGGAAGGACAUCAAGGUCGUCAUCCCGGUGGUCUCCGUCCAGCUCAUCAAAAAGCACAAGACGGCGCGGCUGCUGCCCAACGGCCUGGCCAUCACCACCACCGCCAGCAGGAAGUACAUCUUUGUGUCGCUGAUCUCCCGCGACAGCGUGUACGACGUGCUGCGGAGAGUCUGCACGCACCUGCAGGUUUCGAGUAAGAAGAGCUUGAGCUUGAAGGAGUUCACGGAGGAGCCUGAUGCCGUGUCCCUGGAGGUGAUCGUCCCCGAGGGCAAGUGGAGGAAGGUGUCUCCUGCGUCGCUCUCCCUGUCCCUGCCGGACGCUGACUACCAGUGCAUCCACCGGGCCUCCGUCAGCAGCCUCAGCGCCAAGGAGAGCUUCACCUCCGAGGAGCCCCUGGCCUCAGGUGAGGGCUGCGCCCGGCCGGGGACGCGGCGUGGGAGGAGGCGCAGAAACCGACUCUCGGCUUGCGUUGCAGAAAGUGCAAUAAACACAGAGGAGGAGCUGGAGGUGGAGCAGAGCUGCGUGGCGGAGCUGAGACCCUCCGACUACCAGCUCCUGAAGAUCUUCAUCGUGCUGAUCUGCCUCCUGGUCGUGUCCUCCUCCUACCUGGCGUUCCGCAUCUUCCGCCUGGAGCAGCAGCUCUGCUCCCUGAACCGGGACUACCUCUCCCGCGGGCACAGGAGGUGACCGUCACCCCCAGCACGGGACGAGGACCAGACGGUAGCACUUUGUGUACGGGGCCGGCAUGGCUGUGGCGUCCCUCCAGGGGGGACCGGUGCCGUCUUCCAGCCGAACCCCGCGACUCGCACGCGGCCCGGCUUCCCCUCAGCCGGUAAAACGGGACCAAACUCCUCUCCUCCUGCCUCCUGCUCCCCGCAGGACUGCCCGGCCGGCUUGCGGCCGUGGGUGCCAACUCCCCCUACCACUACGAACCCCUUUCCUCCCUGGGACGCCGACGUGCCCUAGCACCGGAUGAUGGCUCGGGGAGGGAAGCGAGCCCCCCCCUUAAGACUUGCUGCUAAAAUGGUCACUGUUUUUUACUCCAGACGUGGGUUUUCUUGUUGAAAGAUGACCUGAGGCUCACUGGGAGCCCUGUAAACACGUGGAUGAGCUGCGUCUGCCCUGGGUGAAGCUCUGGGGCAGGUGCAGCUGCACCGGCCUGUUUGUCCCUCUCUGCGAGCCCCUCCUGCAGCCCAGACCCCGCGGGGAUGGGGGCACAACCUGGGCUCCCCCCAGCCCCUUCCGUCCUGGAGUAAAGGGGCCUCAGCGCGUGCGGCCCCGCGCAAAGCACUUUAGGGUCCUCCACAACAGGCGUCCUCUGCAGGGACCAUGCCUGGGAAUGGUGCUGGACCAAGGGCUCGUUAGCCCCGCUCGCCUCGUUAAGAUGUCCCACAAGGCCUGGCUGUCACGGGUGAGCAGCCGGGAUGGCGACAUGCCCCCUGCGUGUGUUAACCCUCGUCACUGCGCGGAGCGAGCAGGAUUUGUCUGAACCCUUCCCUUGUGCGGCGUGUCGGGAAGGCAGGGGAUACCUGUGCGAUUUCUUUGUGUUAUUUUUCUGUUUUUCCUGUUUUUUUUGGGAACUAAAAGUGCUGAUGGGGCCAAAUCCCUGAGCCCUGGGGAAAGAGCUCGCUGCCCGGCUCAAGGCUGUGAAAGUAUUUUAAAUGAAAUAAAACCACGAUUUUCUAGCA
Molecule: messenger RNA, 2329 nt
Organism: Oxyura jamaicensis (ruddy duck)
Lineage: Eukaryota; Metazoa; Chordata; Aves; Anseriformes; Anatidae
Gene: GRAMD2A
Product: GRAM domain containing 2A
Exons: 9
Coding region: 456-1328 (290 amino acids)
Biological process (GO): regulation of store-operated calcium entry
Cellular component (GO): extrinsic component of cytoplasmic side of plasma membrane; endoplasmic reticulum membrane; organelle membrane contact site
Molecular function (GO): phosphatidylinositol-4,5-bisphosphate binding
Source: RefSeq, a predicted model, not a curated record